UUUAAUAACCUUUAUAAUACAGUGUUUUGGAUGCUUGUGCAACGAAGUGGUUUGACACCAGUUCAAGCACAGGAUAGACUUCAGGGAACUUUGGCAGGAGAUAAGAAUGAAAUUUUAUUUUCUGAAUUCAACAUCAACUACAACAAUGAGCCUUUGAUGUACAGAAAAGGAACUGUCCUAAUAUGGCAGAAGGUUAAUGAAGUCAUAACAAAGAAAAUAAAACUGCCAAAGGAAACAGAAGAAAAGGAAGUUGAAGUGACCCGAACUAGGACUAAAGUUGUUCCUCUGCACUGUGACAUUAUAGGGGACCAGUUCUGGGAGGAAUAUCCUGAGAUUCUGGCUGAGGAUAGUUGAUUUUUCCAGCAAGUGUAACUGGCAGUUUACAUUUUGCUCUGCUAGGGUUGUUGCAAAGUGAGGACUAAGGAUUGUGGCUGGCAGAGUGUAACUUGUAACCCUCUUCAACAACUAUGUUGUUUUAGCACUGUUGUUGCUGGAGAAAUAGAGACUGGUCUGUU
This is a messenger RNA of Tinamus guttatus (white-throated tinamou), 515 nucleotides long. The record is from RefSeq and is a predicted model, not a curated record. Lineage: Eukaryota; Metazoa; Chordata; Aves; Tinamiformes; Tinamidae.